Molecule: messenger RNA, 1976 nt
Organism: Hypoxylon fragiforme
Lineage: Eukaryota; Fungi; Ascomycota; Sordariomycetes; Xylariales; Hypoxylaceae
Exons: 4
Coding region: 258-1523 (421 amino acids)
Source: RefSeq, a predicted model, not a curated record
CGGUGUAAAUAUCAAUUAGGUGUUCACGAUACUACUACUUACUGUUACAUUAUGGCAUCCAUCAAUGCGACUGCCAAUUGCUAUUAGCCCCUUUUCGGCUUAAGACACGAUCCAUACGAUGGUUAAUAACAUAAGCCUACCGGCCGAAUUCUAACAACCCCCAAAUUUCUAUUCGGACUUCAUGUCAAUGAGGGCUUUCAGUCUCCGCAUCAUCCCAGUAUAGAGAGGCCUUGCUCACGGUUCAGAGUUCCGCCGCAAUGGACCCAACUUACACAUCCGUCAUCCCCCCACCGCAUGGGACACAGCCGAAUUUCAUCAAUCCGCCCGACCAGUUGGUAGCCGUGUAUGUCACGUCAGCACUCGUGCUUGCGCUCCCAACAAUAGGCGUAUCCGCCCGCCUGUUCGUGAGGUUUUUUAUUGUGCCCGGCCAUCGAAUCGAGGAUUACCUGAAUUACUUUGCCUUCGCUUGCUUUGUGCCCUAUGUCGCCGUCAUCCUUCACCUUUCGGGGAUGGGCCUCACGCGCCACUUGUACGAUAUCACUCUUACGCAGAUUCCGAAUUUAUUGUACUGGACCAAUAUCGUAUACUGCAUAUACUCCGUCCCUACCGCCGCCGCAAAACUCUCGGUGCUGUUCCAGCUCAAGUCCAUAUUCACGACCGGCACCCACAACGCUGUCUUUCGGGUUAAAGCGGUCUCUAUCGUGAUAAAUGUUGUCUUCUAUGCCGGCCUCUUCUUCUCCUACGUCUUCCAGUGCUGGCCGCGAGAGAAGAUAUGGCUUGGCGAGACGGUUGCAGGCACAUGCACGAACGCGGCACAAGUGAACCUCAGCUCGGGGAUCCUCAAUAUCAUAUCAGAUGUCGAGGCCCUGCUCAUUCCGACCUGGGCUAUCUGGCACCUGUCAAUGCCUGUCAAGCGCAAGCUGGCUGCGUUGUCUGUCUUUGGCGUCAGUUUGAUUGCAAUCGCGAUAGGCAUUGGAGGCAUGUAUGUCCGCAUAGUGCUCCUAACAGAUACGGAUGAGACUUGGUGGUUGACAAAGCUUGCAUUGUUCGCAACCACAGAGAUCUCAAUCGUCAUCUUCGUCGGCUGCAUGCCCUUCUUCUCCCGGCUCUACCACCACUUCCGCAGCCCCAAACCUACCACAACCACCACUGCAAGCUCCAGAUCUGGAAUCGUGACCUUCGGCUCGUCUGGAAAGACUGGAAAGCAUCGCAAGGGUGACAAGCUAACUUCUACGCUGGCCAAGUACAUGGGUCCGCGUGGUGCUACUGGUAUGACCACGCUGGGGUCCGAGGGCGGCUACGAUGAGGAAGACGAGUUCGAGCUGCGCAAGCAUGUCGCAUCGACCGCUACGGCUGGUGUGGCUACGCCGGUGGCGUAUAGCCAGAUGGAAGAUUUUGAGAGCGGGGGAGAAGCCGUGGUCUCCACCAACCAGGGCGGCGCCCAGAACAAUAUUUUGAAGACGAGCCAGAUCGAGCAGACUUAUGCCAGGCGGCAGGAAGACGAUCGAAGAAGAGGGCUAUGAGGGCAGAGGCGUUAUCAAACAUGUUUGAAAGAAACCGUUCCACUGGUUGAGAGAUUCGGGCUUAUUCACCUUGGUUUUAUGCAUAACUACCUAGAUUCGAGACAAUGUCCCUUUAUCGUUUGCCAAAAGCACCAAAUCUCUGUAUAUUUAAUCACCGACGAUCGUUGAGAAUGAGAUACGUGCCUACAUAAGCCCUCCCUUGGUUUUGCCGUGCCCGGGUAGAUAAUUGUACAACUAUUCAUAUUCAGCAUGACGCAUCUCGAAAUUUAAAGAUUACAAGAUGCUAUAUUCUGCCCAGUGGGUGAAAGUAGGCAUACUCAGGCGCUAACAGGUUGAAGGAUGGGAUACUCUUGGCAGGCGGUAAAGAACAUGAUGUCAGGGUUUGGGUCCGGAUUAGGGGUGGGAGUAGGUCUAGGUCUAGGUAACGUACAAGAUACUUCAAAUACAACGUCA